This is a messenger RNA of Annulohypoxylon truncatum, 1964 nucleotides long. RefSeq lists its product as uncharacterized. NCBI's taxonomy places the organism in Eukaryota, Fungi, Ascomycota, Sordariomycetes, Xylariales, Hypoxylaceae. Gene Ontology annotation, biological process: fungal-type cell wall organization. The record is from RefSeq and is a predicted model, not a curated record. Gene Ontology annotation, cellular component: plasma membrane; fungal-type cell wall. The transcript is spliced from 2 exons. Bases 271 to 1479 code for a protein of 402 amino acids.
UAUGCGCCUUCCUGGUCACCAUACAGCGACUUCCCCCAAGCCAUGGUUUUAUCACUCAACUAGUUCGACUGGCAGUUCCGAGCUGGGACGGUGGUGUAUUUCUUAUUUAGCGGAAGACGUAGUUGGUUGAACUUUUCAUGUGCCUGGCAUAGUCGCAUUGGAACAUUCAACCAACUGGUCUACAGCGCCAACACUUAUCUCUAUUUCAACUGUUUAACAUUGGCCCAAACAUACAGACAUAACUGACCAUUUUUCAGACAGUUAGGCAAGAUGUUCAGCAAGCAGCUUCUUACUGCCGCUACGGCGCUCAGCAUGGCGUCUGGUGUGUUCGGUGUUGGAUGCAACGAUGCGACCGCUACUAUUAAGUCCGCGGCCGAUGCCACCCAGGUCGCUAGCUGCGACUCCAUCAAGGGUAGCGUCUUAAUCGACACCACCGCCGGCCCUGACAUCGACCUCAGUGGAAGUCUCGAGUCGAUUGGUGGUGAUCUGACAGCUGAGAACAACGGUCUUCUUAACAGCUUGAAGAGUUCCUCUUUGACCACCAUUGGCGGUGCUUUCGCUCUGAAGAACGUCACCAAGCUCUCUACGCUUAGCUUCCCCGUUCUCGGCGAGGUUGGCUCCAUUGACUGGGCCACCUUGAACGCUCUUCCCGAGCCCACUUUCGGAAACCCCGGUAUCACCAAGGCGAAGAGUGUUACUAUCGCCGAUACCUUCAUCGAGAGCAUCGACGGCAUCAACGUUGAGUCUCUUACUGACAUGAACAUCAACAACAACCGACGAUUGACCAAGUUCUCCACCAGCAUCAAGAGCUUGUCCAACACUCUGUAUGUGCAAGCUAACGGUCUCAACCUUAGCAUGGAGAUGCCUAACUUGGAGUGGAUUGCGAACAUGACCAUCGCCAACGUCACCUCCUUCUCGGUUCCCUCCCUGCACACCGUUAACGGCUCCAUGCGUUUCGACUCCAACUACUUCACCGACUUCAUUGCCGCCAACUUGACUCAAAUCCAAACCGGUGACUUGUCCUUCGUUAGCAACCCCCAGGUCACUAACAUCUCGAUCCCCAAGCUCGAGAGCAUUGGUGGUGGCUUCACUAUUGCCAACAACACCGGUCUUGAGAAGCUUGACGGUUUUGGUUCCCUCAACGAGAUCGGCGGUGCCGUCAAGGUCCGAGGUUCCUUCACCGAUGUCCAGCUCCCCAGCCUGAAGGACGUCAAGGGUGCUUUCGAGGUUGUCAGCACUGAGGAUAUCUCCAGCUCUUGCACUUCCCUCGGCAGCUACAAGGGUGGUGUCGUCCAGGGCGACUACGACUGCAGAGGCAAGGAUGCUAACGCCAAUGACGACACCUCUGACGCUUCCAGCGAUGGCUCGAGCACCAACGGCACCAGCGACAAGAAGAACGCUGCCCCCGGCUCUGGCACCAGCAUGCCUGCGCUUUACACCUUGGUUGCCCUCGGCUCCUUCGUUGCCGCUCUCUUGUAAUAAGUUGUGACUUUUAGGUGUUGGAGCAUGGUGGAAGAAUAUGAUGGGAGAAGAUGGUGGCGUUUCUCGACAUUCCCUUUUCCAGUGUCAUAAAACCUGUUGUCAUUUCAUUGGUCGCGGUUUGCGACUAGGGCUACGUAUAAGGAACCGCUAGACUUAAUACUGAUGCAUGUGCUACUCGGAACAUGGCUUUCAAACUUCUAGUGUGAUUCUGUUGAUAGGCGUCUAGGUAAUCGGUCAAUUUGUACUACUUUGCUGUCCUGUAUAAUUACGAGACUUGAUAAGAGUCUUCAUAGUGCAGAGGAUACUAAUUGGAAGUGACCAUGAUCUGGCAACAAUCCUUGUAGAGGUGUUAUAGUAUAACUUGCUUCUGAGCCUAAGCCCCAUCUACCUAGGUGAACGUUGUAGUCACAAGUGCUUUAUGGCUUUCUUGACAAGUCGGUAAGUGAACAUACAACAUUAUCGUAACUUUAGCCUUGGGUGGC